UUAUAUAUUUGCAUUGUCAUAAUCAUCUUGUAUAUAAAAGUGACGUAUUCGACAGGGAACGAUUUAUUUUAGUGCCAUUCUGCUUCAAUUGACUGACCAAAAUGGUGUACUUAAGUGUAUCUUUGUUGCUCUUUUUCUUUGCGAGUGCGUUUUCUGGUGGAGCGGAUUUGCUCACACCCUGUGACGUUCAUGAUACCGAUUGCUUAAGUAAAACAACACAAGAGUUUUUGGAGAAAACAAGUGCGGGGAUACCAAAUUAUAAUAUCAAGCGGUUGGAUCCACUCGUUAUACCAAAAUUAGAAAUAAAACUCUCUGAAAAGUCAGAACCAGUGCUACAUUUUAAGGAUCUAACGGUUACAGGAUUGAAGGGUCAACAAUUUUCUGGGUUUAAAAUGGAUACAACAGCCAAAACAGUAGAGUUGCAGACGAAAGCUGAUUUGGAUAUUGUUGGAGAAAUAACAUUAGAAAUGAAGAAAAAGUCCUACACUGGUUCAUAUGCAGCUAAAGGAACUGCGCUGGGAACAGCGAAAUAUGACUAUGCUUUCAAAACUGAUGACAAAGGAGUAGAACAUUACGAAAUUGGAACAGAAACUAAUGAAUGUCAAACUUUGAUUGACCCACAAGUUACUUAUGAUCAAGAACUAAUCCAGGCAUUAGAAAAAGAUACAGACCUGCAAGGGAGAAAACAACGUUAUUAUGCCAAUCAAAAGGACAUAGAACAAAGAAUUUUCUGUGAAAUUGUUUCUCACGCCUACAAAACCGUUGUUCAUAAUAUAAGAGCGGCAGCGAAAAUACUUCCUAAAAGCGCUUUUCUGAAAGGAGUCUGAUAAUCUGUUAUUACGCCUUAUUGCCAUUAAAGUAAAAUCAAUGAAUUGAAUAAGCAACAUACCAUAUAGACGGUGAAUAAAUUACAAAUCAUUUUGUUUUAGUACAAUAUUGUAAGUAUUAUAAAUGGUCUAUUAAAAAAUGUAUUAUUUAAAAAUAAAAAAUAUAUAAAUCAUGAGUAGUACACUAA
Molecule: messenger RNA, 1015 nt
Organism: Danaus plexippus (monarch butterfly)
Lineage: Eukaryota; Metazoa; Arthropoda; Insecta; Lepidoptera; Nymphalidae
Gene: hJHBP
Product: juvenile hormone-binding protein-like
Exons: 5
Coding region: 102-827 (241 amino acids)
Source: RefSeq, a predicted model, not a curated record